Penicillium cosmopolitanum is the source of this 3852-nucleotide messenger RNA. Its product is annotated as RNA dependent RNA polymerase. Gene Ontology annotation, molecular function: RNA-directed RNA polymerase activity. The record is from RefSeq and is a predicted model, not a curated record. Gene Ontology annotation, cellular component: nuclear RNA-directed RNA polymerase complex. Gene Ontology annotation, biological process: siRNA processing. The coding region runs from base 1 to 3852 and encodes 1283 amino acids. The transcript has 3 exons. NCBI's taxonomy places the organism in Eukaryota, Fungi, Ascomycota, Eurotiomycetes, Eurotiales, Aspergillaceae.
AUGAUACCCAACACUCCUCACCGACCGCGGAAUGCCAGUGAUUUGUCGCGUUUCAUCACCGACCUCAAUCGACAAUUUGGCCUAGAGAUCCCCACGCUUGGUUUACAUUCCCCUUCGGCCGUCCGCGAUAAAUCGUCUCUUCGCUGGCGAUGUUUUCUCCGCCUUCUCUUUCUUUAUUUCAAAGACCAAACUCAACUCCGCCGGGCGGUCGAUAGUCUUGCCGAAUGGAUUGGGAUGCCUCAGGCUGUCCCAGUGCCAGUGCCAGGCACUGGCCCUGGCCCUGGCCCUGGCAGUCUGACCAACCGGGACAAAGAUGAGCGAAUGGCAUUUCUCCUCCGAGGGUUGGAGGAUCAUGUUUAUUUACUGUCCAGGGGGAGUCCAACAAGUUUGUCCCUCCAACAAUUUGAUGUGCCUCACGUGCCUCACGUGGCCGAGUCGGCGCUUUCCCCGCGCAAACGCCGAUUCUCCGACGAAGACAACAACAACAUCAACAUCAUCAACCACCACGAAGAACUUGAAGACGAACUUGAAUUCCACACAGCACCCAACUCACCCUCCAAAUCCCAAUGCCCAAGUAAUCUGCCUCAUCUGCCACCUAUAUUCGAUUCAGUCGAUCGCGAUCACGAUCUCGAUCACGAUCUCGACCUCCACCUCGACCCCACUCGGCUCUUUUGUCCAAACAAGACCCCUUCGCUCCAGCGAUUCAAACAAUCCCAACCCAAUGCCACUGUCACUGAUCGCAUCAAUACCAGUUUUCACACCGUCUCCACUGCAUCCACCGCCUUAAAUUCUUCUUCCUCUUUCUUCCCCGACCGAUCCACUAUCGACCACUCCUUUGAUACCGAGAUCACCGUGCCCGAUGGUACCCAAUCCACCUAUCCUGACUCCGUGGGCCUUUUUACCGAUGUCAACCUCGAUAUCGAUGUCGAUGGUGACUAUGACGGUCCACAUGACUACUUGAACCAAUCCUUCCAAGAUCGCAUCGUGCAGGAGCUGGUAGAUCACGGUCCUUUCUCUCUCCAUCAUCCGUUCCCCGGCAAAUUACCCUUGCGAUAUCGUUACGAGUUCGAGCGACUGGGCCGCGCCUGGAAGAUUCCCCUGCAACGCGUCUAUCGCGGGGAUGUCGCCUCGUGGAAAUCUCACGAUGAUUUCUGGGCCUGGGUUCAAAGGCACAAUCAACGAUGCGACCAGCCACUUCCACCGAAAUCCUCACGGAGAGCCUGGGAUCAUGCGAUAAACGACUUCAAAACCGAUGCCCCGUCGGAGGUGGUGAUUUUGACGGGAGAAUUCAACUGGUGUCUGCCAGGCGAACCGGGAAUCCUCAAACUGGACUUGAACCCUUUGAAAACAGAAAAGACCUGUCGCUUUCAUCGUCGAUUUGGCUCGGAUCGGUUUAUGAGCCUCAGCAUCCCAGCGCCUUCUCAUGCCCCAAACCACCUGAGCUGCACGGAUCUCUCGUCGGGUCUUCGGGAACCCAUCGCACGAUGGCUCACUGAAAAUGACCAUCAUUGUCUCGGUCGGAAAUGGCGACCGUUCUUUGUCGAGGAAGUCAAAUCAAAACGCAAGGUCAAGGCGGAACCACGCUUUCGUGUGGAAUUCUUCGCCAUCGAUGGAGUGGAUUUCCAGCAUCAACACAUUCACGACAUUCCACUUAUCGCCCCGGCACUUCAGAGAAGCGACAGCCACUCCCCGAUGACCGUGGGCAAUUUGUUGGAGUGGCAUAUGCCCCAGCAGGCGAAUUCCCGCCAGCUUAAUUGCAAAUUGUUCCAACGACUCUCCCUCGGGUUGUCAAAAACGCUGGCAUCCGUUGUAUUACGACCCACGCAGAUCGUGCGACUCCGAGAUCGACCAACCUGGAAAAUGGUGAUGAACGAUGGCUGCGCGUUAAUGUCCCGUGCGCUCGCCUUGAAAAUCUGUGACAGCAUCGGUAUCACGGAGCCCACCCCGAGUUGUUUCCAGGCCCGCAUCGCCGGCGCAAAAGGUCUAUGGAUGGUCGACCGGCAUCAAUCUAGCAUUCGCAGCUUCAGCCACGAUCUCGGAUUCGCAAUUGAAGAUUCACCCCCACCCCAAGAAAUGGGGGACGCAUUCGAUCCUGAGCAGCUCACAUUCGAAGUCGUGAACUGGGCCAAGCCGUUGCACUCGGUGGAUCUGAACAUCCAGCUCCUCGCCAUUCUCCACCAAGGCGGAAACGUGAAACAACACCUCGCCAAGUUGACACGCGAUGGCAUCGAUGAACUCUAUGAUGAUCUGGCCCAUGUACUCCAGUCCGACAAUCCCGUCCUUUGUCGAAGUCUUCUUCAAAAACUCAGACCCUCGGGUGAUGAUGGAGCCAAUAAACUCCGGCGUCUGGAGCAGUGGGUCGUGAAUGAUGCCGAGUUCAUCAUCCGAUUAUCCGAAGCCGGAUUUGCACCGCAGACCUUUUAUCCAUUGCGAAAGCGACUCGGACAGCUGAUGUGCUGGCUGUUGGAACGGCAUGUCGAGGAGCUUCGUAUCCAAGUUCCCUUGUCCACCUACGCUUACUGCAUCGCCGAUCCUUACGAUAUUUUGGAACCGGAUGAAGUGCACUUCGGCUUCUCUACGCGUUGGAAGGACCCUGAUCGGCAAUUCGAGGACACCCAGCUGGAGGGGGUGGACGUCCUAGUCGGGCGUCUACCAGCCCAUGUACCAUCUGACAUCCAACGAAGAAAGGCUGUAUGGAAGCCCGAACUUCGUCACUUCCAGGAUAUCAUUGUAUUUCCCCGGAAGGGAAAUAUCGCCUUGGCGCACAUGCUCUCUGGCGGAGACUACGAUGGCGAUACACCGUGGAUCUGCUGGGAUCCGCAGAUUGUCCAAAAGGCCGAAUUCGGGGCUGACCAUUUUGGACUCACCAGCCAUUCACUACCAAUGAACCAGGUUCAAUCAACAGAUGCAUUUCUGCUAUCUACAUUUGAAUUUAACCUCACGUGUUCCAGCCUCGGACGGUGCACUGUAGAGCACGAGAAGAUUGCCUAUGACGAAUCGAUCAACAGUCCGAAGGCCAUAGAGCUUGCCAAUCUUCUCAGCCAUCUGGUAGAUGGGCGAAAAGGGGGCGUACACCUCUCUGAGCAGGCAUGGCAAGCAUAUCGCAAGAAAAUUAGCCCAAGACAAAGGGCAUUGCCCGCCUAUCGUAACCCCGGUCGGAACCCGAAGACGAGUAAUAUUGUCGAUUACCUCAAAUUCAAUGUCGCUAAAGGCCAUGCUCAUGUGAUUCGUGAAAGACUGGAACGAGAAUUUCCCGAAGGCCAGGGAAGUAACGAGAUAGACGAGGACUUGGCUCGUCCGAGCAGAAAAGCGUGGGAAGUUGCCUGUAUCGACCGCCAACAAGGCGGCGAGCUCCAGCCAACUCUGCAGCAGAUUCAAUCUACUAUUGACCAACUUUGUGACCAAUGGAAGCGAGCGUUUCGAAAUGGGACAGAAGGGUUUCCGAUCGAAGCGCGACAGGCAAUUGAGUCCGCGUGCUCGCUUUGUCCUCCCAGUUCAGGUUUCCACCCUAUUCUCCACACAUGGCAAAAUAGUCCAGACGAGUGGCGGCGUCUUCUCGCGUCGUGUGCCUAUGUAACGCAUCCGCAUUCUAGUUUCAUUUUUCAUGCUUUCGGCGAGACGCUAUGUCAGCUAAAAACAGAGGCUGUACCGUCGCGACUGGUGACGCACGAUGUUCUUGCUUGUUAUCGGAUGAAUCAGAAGACGGUCGCCCAACUCACGGAAGCUGGGCCUCCGGGCGAGGAGGAAGAUGACGAUCAGUACGAAGGAAAGGAUGCCAUUGAGACUUUUUUCCUUGGGACGGACAUAGGAUACCAUGAUGGAGUAGAUGAUGACGAACAAGGCAUUGAGUAA